AUGACCAAGAAAGGAUUUGAGCACAAAAAGAUCAUUAUUUUCAUUAUGAACGACGGUGACGUGGUUACCAUGCCAUCGAACGUGGCCUGGGAAAUAAAUAUCGCCAACCCUGGACCAAGUGAGGAGGCGGAAACUGACCCACAGCUACAACGGAACCACGUGAGUAGAGGAACAGCGAGCACAAUCACGAUUACCGCUCCUAAAAAACGCAAGUCUAAUGUUCCAGAGCCUGAUACCGGCCGAUUUUCUCCAUUUAAUUUCAAGCCGUCAUUGCAAUCUGAUUUAGAAAAUACUCCUAGAGCCCGGAAAGUACAACUGUUGAACGAAGAUGACAAAGACUCAAUUUACAUUAGCCCUAGUACUGGGAAACUGGGUGACAUAGAACCUACCAAUGAAGACCACUCGGACACGGAUGAAGAUUUUAACCCCGAUCUUAUUAGUGUUCAAUCAGAUACCAGUAGCACUUCAGCCAGCAGCGAUUACUCGGUUUUGAGUGAAGAUGAUUCCGAAAAUAUCGAAGAAAUGCAACCCAACGUAAUUCCUUCAGUAGCAAAUGCUAAUGACGAAGAUGAGUGGCAAGAUAUUGAUGAUACGAUUCCUAAUUUCGAAGAAUUCUCUGAAAAUUGUAAAAUAAACAUUCCAGAUGAUGCGGUCACACCUGAAGAUUAUUACAAUUUAUUUGUCACAAAUGAUAUUAUUGCCAAGAUGGUCGUAGAAACAAAUAAUUAUGCCCAAAAAAUCUUAGCCGGUAGCCAACUUAAGCCCAAAUCACGAGUUCGAGCUUGGAUUACUACAAAUCUAGAUGCAAUGAAAAAAUUUUUGGGCGUGAUUAUGGUGAUGGGUUUAGUAAAACUACCACACAUAAAUGAUUACUGGUCGAGAAAGAGUAUUUACCGAAAUCAGUAUGUAGUGUCAGCUAUAAAGAGAGACCGAUUUCUGCUAAUUUUGAAAUUUUGGCACUUUAGUCAAGAGGAUCCGGAUGACAAAAAUAAACUUUCUAAAAUUAAAGAUGUGUUUUCUAUGCUGCUUCAGAGAUUUCAAACGGUCUUAAUACCCGGAAAGUAUUUAGUAAUCGACGAAACUAUGAUCCCAUGGCGGGGACGGUUAAAAUUUCGACAGUAUUUAAAAGCCAAGUCCCAUAAAUACGGAGUGAAGCUGUACAAAUUAUGUACGCCGGACGGGUAUACUUUCAAUGUGAAUGUUUAUACUGGCAAGGGUGAUAAUGGUAGAGAAUUAAAUCACGGAAAAGAGACUGUUAUGAGAUUAAUAAGGGGCCUUGAAAAUGAAGGAAGAACCGUAGUGACUGAUAAUUUCUAUAAUUCAAUAGAUCUUGCAGAGGAGCUUUUAUGCAAAAAAACAUUCCUUUGUGGUACUUUGCGCCCAAAUCGGAAAGGUCUCCCAAAACGUAUAAUAGCCUCAAAACUGAAAAAAGGCGAAAUAACUGGUGUAAUGAAUGAGAAUGGGGUUCGAAUUAUAAAAUGGGUGGAUAAGAGACCAGUAAAUAUGAUUUCUACAUGUCGGGAUCAUGAUUUGGCGAUAAAGGACACUGGCAAGAUAAGACGUAUUACCGGAGAAGCAAUUAAAAAACCACAGUGCGUCAUAACCUACAAUGACAAUAAAAAGGGUAUAGACUUCAGUGACCAGAUGUCGUCCUACUAUACAACCCUAAAGAGAGGAAUCAAGUGGUUUCGGAAAGUCAUGCUUGAAUUGCUAUUUGGGACAGCAUUGGUCAAUAGCUGGGUGGUGUAUAAUAUUCGGCAGCCAAAUCCAAUAUCAAAGAAAGAUUUCGUCGAAGCAAUCAUAGCAGCAUAUACGAAAACGCCAAUAACGGAAUCUAACCCAGAUUGUCAAAAUGAUGUUCCCUUGAAGAAAAAACACACCUUCGAAAAAAAAGGCGAGAAGAGGAGAAUUUGUGCUGGAUGCUACCAAAAGCUGCGUGGUACACUCAGCAGCCGAGAAGCAAAUAAAAAAGUAAAGAAAAUAAAAUCUUUCUGCGUAGAAUGUAAGAAAGGAUACUGCCUGCCAUGUUUCUAUAAAACUCACAUGUAAAAUUAAUGAAUUUUUCACAUAUAAUGUAAAAAAUAAUGUUUUAAGUAUAAAAG
This is a messenger RNA of Maniola jurtina (meadow brown), 2102 nucleotides long. RefSeq names its product piggyBac transposable element-derived protein 4-like. The transcript is spliced from 5 exons. NCBI's taxonomy places the organism in Eukaryota, Metazoa, Arthropoda, Insecta, Lepidoptera, Nymphalidae. The record is from RefSeq and is a predicted model, not a curated record. The coding region runs from base 1 to 2049 and encodes 682 amino acids.